AUCUUAGUCCCUAACACGCGAUUCGAGUCCGAGUUAGCAAGUUCUUGUUGGUUGGUUGUUCUUCCUAAAACCAAAAUUCCCUUUUCUUCUCUCAAUCUUCAGCUGAUCACUCGGGUGAUUCUUCAUCCGUCAAAGGAAUCGAACACGAAGAAUGAGGGAUUGACGGAUCUGUGCUGGUCAAUCUCUCUGCUAAGACAAUCAAUCAUAGUCCCCAAGUUGAACAAAUCAAGUGAUCGGUGUUCCAACUGAGAGACGUAGAUGGGUAAUUUGUUCGUCAAGAAGCCGAAAGUCACCGAUGUUGAUAAAGCGAUUCUUUCUCUCAAGACGCAGAGGCGCAAACUCGGUCAAUAUCAACAGCAGCUCGAUGCUGUCAUUGAAGCAGAAAAGAACGCUGCAAGAGAGUUAGUUCGUCAAAAGAAAAAGGAUCGAGCCUUGUUAGCUUUGAAGAAGAAAAAGGCACAAGAAGAAUUAUUAAAGCAAGUUGAUGCCUGGCUGAUAAAUGUUGAGCAACAAUUGUCAGAUAUUGAAUUGGCCAGCAAACAAAAGGCUGUUUUUGAAAGUUUAAAGGCUGGGAAUAAUGCGAUCAAAGCUAUACAAAGUGAAAUUAAUAUAGAAGAUGUCCAAAAGCUGAUGGAUGAUACUGCUGAAGCCAAGGCAUAUCAGGAUGAAAUCAAUGCCAUCUUAGGAGAGAAAUUAUCAGAAGAAGACGAGGAGCAAAUCUUAGCAGAAUUUGAGAGCUUAGAAGCUCAGCUCACCGUUGAAGAUCUACCCGAGAUCCCAACGUCUAAAGAAAAUGGCGAAAGGUUGGAUCUUCCCGAUGUACCGACCAAAAAACCUGUUGCAGCCGCCGUGGAAGAAGAUGCUGAAAUUGUUCCAUCUGAUGCUCCCACAAAGAGAAGAGCUAUGGAAGAACCGUUGGCAGCAUAAGUGUUUGAAGUAGUGGUGAAGUGGUUUGAGCUGAGAAUCUGUUCUUUGAUGAUGUUGUGAAUUCUUAGUAAUGCUCAGAAUGGCUUCAUUUACCAAUAUAUGAUGUUGUACAGACACCUCCUCAUGCACGUAUAUAAAUUGUUCUUCUUUCUGCUUUG
Molecule: messenger RNA, 1085 nt
Organism: Cucurbita pepo subsp. pepo (vegetable marrow)
Lineage: Eukaryota; Viridiplantae; Streptophyta; Magnoliopsida; Cucurbitales; Cucurbitaceae
Gene: VPS20.1
Product: SNF7 family protein
Biological process (GO): vesicle budding from membrane; late endosome to vacuole transport via multivesicular body sorting pathway
Cellular component (GO): ESCRT III complex; multivesicular body
Source: RefSeq, a predicted model, not a curated record